AUGCGCCGUUUCGUUUCGGGUCGUUCCUUUGCGGUGCUUGCUGUGCCGAUUCUUCUCUCCGUGCUUGUAUUCAUUCGUUUCAUGAAGAAGAAAAAGAGCGCAGAAAAAGAGACCAGUGAGGGUGCAUCCUCUCCUUCGUCCUUCCAUCCGACACCCGCCGGAGAAUCCUCUCCUUCGUCCUUCCAUCCGACACCCGCCGGAGAAGGUAGCGAUCGAUAUGAAGUAUUCUUGAGCUUUGAUGGCUCGGAUACUCGAAAGGAAUUCACCGACCACCUCUACCGUAAACUGGUCGCCGCAGGAAUUUGUGUGUUCAACCAUAACAGCAUCCCAAUCGGCGAGGAGUUUGAUUCGCGUCAUCUCGAUGCCAUCACAAGGUCUGAGAUUUCAAUCCCCAUCAUCUCUGAAAAUUAUGCUUCAAGCAAAUGGUACCUCCGCCAGCUCAUUCAUAUCAUGGACCGCUAUAAAAGCGAGUCACACAGAGUGUUGCCCAUUUUUUACAACGUGCGCCCAUCGGAUGGGUGGCAUCUAAUAGGAAGUGUUGGGGAUGAGAAGGAUAUCCAAGAAGGGCGACAAGCACUUGAAGAAGUGUGUCGCUUGAAAUAUGAGGAAUAUGCUAUCGGGCACGAGGGAGAAUUGGGAGAACUGGUGGUCAAAACUGUGCUAAGAAAGUUACGGAAAGAUUCUCCUCUAUCUGUUCCGAAGGAACUAGUUGGACUUGAUGGUGAUCUGGAGGAGAUUAUGGAGUCGAUAGACAUUCCUUCCGGCCAUGCUAAAAUGAUUGAAAUCUAUGGCAUGGGUGGGAUAGGCAAGACAACUUUUGCCAAGUGCAUCUACAAUCAACUCUGGAAUAAAUUUGAUUAUACCAGCUUCCUUCCCGAUAUUCGAGAAACUACCAAGCGCCAUAAUAUUGAGUAUCUACAGAGUCGACUGAUAUCUGAGAUACUACACGAAGAAAUUCCAGUGUCUACAGUUAGUGCGGGAGCUAAUCUCAUCAAAUCUAGAUUAUCGGGGUUAAAGGUUCUCAUUCUUUUGGAUGAUAUAGAUCACAAAGAUCAGGUAGAUGCUUUGGCUGGAGAGUGUAACUCGUUUGCUUCAGGGAGUAUAAUAAUUGUUACAACUACAUACAAACAUGUUCUUUAUGACCCAUACAUCAUGUGGGAGAUGAAAGUACUCGAUAAAAUGAAUUCUUUGAUUUUAUUUAGUAGACAUACAUUUCACACGGACCAUCCUUCGAGUGACCUUGCGGACAUAUCUCAGGAGAUCGUAUCAUGCAUGGGUGGGAUUCCUUUGCUUCUUGAGAUUAUAGGGUCAUGCUUGUAUGGAAGGGAAUUAAUGGUGUGGACAGAAGUGUUGAAUCGAUUAAGGACAAAAGGGUUGAAUCGAUUAAGGAAUGUGCCACUUGGUGUAGUCCAAAGCAUAUUGGAGAUAGCUUAUGAUGUAUUAGAAGAUAGAGACAAGGAAAAUUUUCUCGAUAUUACUUGUUUCUCUAUGUUUAAAGAGGGCAAAUUGGCCAUGUACAUGGGGGACAGCCGUGGGUCUUAUGCAAGCCAUGGAAUUGAACAGUUGAAGCUAAGAGGCUUAAUAAAAAUUGAAGAUGAUGGUAAAUUAACAAUGCAUGAUCAACUAAGAAAUCUUGGAUGGGACAUUAUUCACUGUGGAAUGCUGCCCUGGAAAUACAGCAAACUAUGGGUCGACGAGGAAGCCUUCAGAGGACUGACGGGAGAAAAGGGAACUACAAUGACCGAGGCAUUUUGUUGCGACGAAUUCUGUGACGAUCCAUUUUCAUAUUAUGCGAAUUAUGGGUCGGCUAACCAUCUCCAGACAUACACAAAUGGGCAAAUUAAAAAGCUAAGGCUCCUCCGAUUGAGGGAUGAGACAUCAAGCGGAGACUUUAUUCUCCUCUGUAUAGGUGGCAAAGCGGCUGAAAGUUCUCCAGCUCGAAUAUUUCGAUUCUUUGAGAUGCACACCUGA
Rhodamnia argentea is the source of this 1971-nucleotide messenger RNA. RefSeq names its product disease resistance protein L6-like. Bases 1 to 1971 code for a protein of 656 amino acids. Gene Ontology annotation, molecular function: ADP binding. Gene Ontology annotation, biological process: signal transduction; defense response. The transcript has 4 exons. The record is from RefSeq and is a predicted model, not a curated record. Lineage: Eukaryota; Viridiplantae; Streptophyta; Magnoliopsida; Myrtales; Myrtaceae.